CUGAUGAAUGAACGAAGUGUUCAAAACUUACACCUUCUAUCUAUACAUACACAUAUACACACAAACACAUUGUAAUUUCCCUGAUUCACCUUCAAAUCUGAUCGCAUUGCCAUUCAGAUCGCUUAAUUUUAUGCACACACUCAUAAUAUUACAUAAUUACACACAAUUAUACACAUACUAACACGCACUAGUGUGUGAAAUUGGUGAAAUAUGGGAGUUGUGCCAUCCUCGCCGCGCCGGAGCGGUGCGCAGCCGCCGGACACGGCGGAGUAUUUGAUCGGAAGAUUUGUCGGCGAGAUAUCGUUGCCGAUCACCUCUGAUUACUGGAACAAAUUGCUCGAGCUUCCGAUUGAUCUUCAUUGGCCGUCGAAUCGUGUUCAACAAGCUUGCCAAGUAUUCGAACAGAACAAUUGUUCCACAAGGCACCUAGCAAAGAUUUUGAUACACCUAGCUUGGUGUUUGCAAGAAUUAAUUUCUGAUUCCAGGGUGUUGUCUUCAGCUUCUACGAAAGCUAUUAAUGCAAUGUACAUCUCAUCAGUGUUUCUAAAGUACUUAAUUGAAGAUGCCAAAAGCGAUACCUUCGAAGAGUUAUACCUCUCCUUAAAUGAGAGCGAGGAACUACCGAACAACUUCUUAUCAGAUCAAAGCAUUGAAUACUUUGUUAUGCAUAGCAUUCUUACUUAUAUUGGUCAAGUAGACGUGAGCCCCAACACAUGUCUUCUGCACCACGGGCUGCUUGACUUCAUGCUUGUUGCCAUGUCUACUCAGUUGCUUUCAGGACCAUCACCAGGACCAAGUGAUGUCCACCCAUUUAUUGAUGCUGCAAUAUCUCAGGAAAGCAGUACAGUCGCCUUGGUAGUUAGCAAGCUACUACUUAAUUAUAUCACACAGCCCCAAUUUCCUGUGGAAAUUGUAUCUUAUGCUAUAUUUUCAGAAGAUCGGCCUGGUGUUCUGAAGAGAGUUGGUUCUGCUGCUGCAAAUUUUAUGUUGUUGCCAUUAACAUAUCUCGUCAGUUCAACUAAAGAAGCCUCCAGAAAUCCAUUGGCUGAAAGCAGUCUUAAUAUUCUACUCACUCUUAUCCACUACCGCAAAUGUUUUGUGCUGAAGCAUGAGAAGGAUACGAGUGUUGGUACAGCUACUUCAGAUUCUCUCCUGAAAGAAGAUACAUAUUUAUCGGAAAACCCUUAUUGCAAAGCCUUAGCAAAUGCCAAGGAUGUCGAAUUUGACCGUGUGAAUUUAGUGGGCAAUGCAGUCAGUGGUUCACUUGUGAGAUUACCUUUUGCCUCUCUAUUUGACACUCUUGGCACGUCUCUGGCUGAUGAAGUUGCUAUUUUACUGCUUUACUCACUACUUUAUGAAAAUGCAGACUUUCUGGAGUAUGUCUUGGUGCGAACAGAUCUGGAUACAUUGUUAAUGCCUUUGCUGGAAACGCUGUAUAAUGCUUCAAAAAGGUCAUCCAAUCAAAUUUAUAUGGUGCUAAUCAUCCUUCUUAUACUCAGUCAGGACUCCACUUUCAGCGCCAGCAUUCACAAAUUGAUUCUACCUAAUGUUCCAUGGUAUGAAGAGCGCAUUCUUCAUCAGAUAUCACUUGGUUCCCUCAUGGUCAUAAUUCUCAUAAGGACUGUCAAGUACAACCUAUCUAUGUUGCGGGAUGUAUAUCUCCAUACAAAUUGUCUUGCCACUCUGGCAAACAUGGCACCUCAUGUGCAUCGCCUGAGUGCUUUUGCAUCUCAGCGAUUGGUUAGCCUUUUUUAUAUGCUAUCACGAAAGUACUCCAAAUUAGCUGAGUUGAAAAACAAUAUGAUGCACUUGAGCAAUGGUGAACUAAAAGAUGAUGACAUCUCAGAAGACACGUCGCCAGAACUGCAUAUAUAUACGGACUUCCUACGAAUCGUUCUAGAAAUAUUAAAUGCUAUUCUAACGUAUGCUUUGCCCCGGAAUCCUGAGGUUGUUUAUGCAAUUAUGCACAGGCAGGAGGUUUUUCAGCCUUUCAAGAGUCAUCCACGGUUCAAUGAACUGAUUGAGAACAUUUUUACAGUCUUGGAUUUUUUCAAUGCCCGUAUAGAUGCCCAGAAUAAAGAAGGUGAAUGGUCUGUGGAGAAGGUACUUCAAGUCAUAAACGUAAACUGCCGGUCAUGGCGAGGUGAAGGAAUGAAGAUGUUCACUCAGUUACGUUUCACAUAUGAACAAGAGAGCCACCCUGAAGAGUUCUUUAUUCCAUAUGUGUGGCAACUAGUUGUAUCUCGCAGUGGUUUCAGCUUUAAUCCCAAAAGCAUAAACCUAUUUCCAGUAGAUAUCCCUGUGGAAAUAAGUUAUGAAGCAAGGGAGGUUGACAAGCUCCAAACUGAUGAAGAGUUGUGAAUCUAAUAAUUAUGUCCAAUUACUUGGAUUUGUAUAUAUUCACUAUAGAUGCUUUCUCAUUUUAGCAUGUUUAUCUUGUCCAACUUCAGAACCGUCUCCUGGAGCUUAAAUCGGUGGUCUGUAACAAAUAAAAGGGUACUUUACCCAGUUUUAUGUCAUAUGUUUCUACCCGUUAUAAAUUUUUAAGUUCAUGUCA
Molecule: messenger RNA, 2557 nt
Organism: Daucus carota subsp. sativus
Lineage: Eukaryota; Viridiplantae; Streptophyta; Magnoliopsida; Apiales; Apiaceae
Exons: 18
Coding region: 211-2361 (716 amino acids)
Biological process (GO): Golgi organization
Cellular component (GO): Golgi apparatus
Source: RefSeq, a predicted model, not a curated record